Molecule: messenger RNA, 4704 nt
Organism: Rotaria sp. Silwood2
Lineage: Eukaryota; Metazoa; Rotifera; Eurotatoria; Philodinida; Philodinidae
Source: the annotation of a GenBank genome assembly
AUGCAAGACGUUGAAAAAAAAUCGGAAAUGUCUCUGGUACAACAAAAGCGAGCUCUAUUAAACGUGGAAGAUUAUCAUCAACAAGCGAAAAAAAAAUUACCACAAAUGAUCUAUGAUUUUUAUAGUACUGGUUCAGAUGAUCAGUUAACAUUAAUUGAUAAUCAACAAGCUUUUCGUCGAAUAAAAUUGCGUCCAAAAAUACUCAUUGAUGUAUCAUCUCAAUCAGCAGUCAAUUCAAUCAGUUGUCAAACACAACUUUUAAAUUCUACGAUAACAAUUUCAUUUCCAUGCAUUAUUGCUCCAACAGCUUUACAUCGACUAGCUAAUAAUGAACAUGGAGAAUUAGCAACUGUUCGUGCAGCUGUUGCUUGUUCGACAAUAAUGUGUGUCAGUACUAUGGCGUCAAUAUGCAUGGAACGGAUUGCCGAAGAACAUCGGGAGCAAAUUAAAGCAAAUUAUCCUCGAAGUACUUCACAGCUUUGGUACCAGCUAUAUGUGUUCAAAAAUCGUCAAUAUACGCAGAGGCUAAUCGAACAUGCUGAAAGAUGUGGCUAUAAAGCUUUAGUUGUUACCGUUGAUCAUUGCGAAAUAGGCAAUAGAGAAUGUGAUAUUCAUAAUCAAUUUUCAUUACCUGACGGCAUUCAAGCGGAAAAUCUAUUUGAUGAUAAAAGUAUUAUGCAUCCAGAUGAUGCCCGUGAAGCUGUUAAACAUGGCGUAGAAGAAAUUAUUGUUUCGAAUCAUGGUGGUCGACAAUUGGAUACAUGUCAAAGUACCAUUGAUGCUUUACCAGAUAUCAUGAAUGCUAUUAGUAGUGAACUUCAUCAAAUCGAUGUUUAUAUUGAUGGUGGUGUACGACGAGGAACAGAUAUUUUGAAAGCUGUGGCAUUAGGUGCAAAAGCAGUGCUUAUAGGACGGCCAGUAUUAUGGGGUUUGGCAGAAGAUGGAAUGCAAGGUAUAAAAAAUGUGUUGGAUAUAUUGAAAAAAGAAUUUCGAUUGGCUAUGAUGUUAUGUGGAUGUCAAACUGUUGACGAUAUAAGAAGAAACAAUCUUUUAGUCAUAAAUAAUAAUAAUAAUACUCAAUCGAAAUUAUAAAAUAGCUAAACUACUGCAUAUUAUGACGACUGGAAUGAUUGAACACCAUCCCUUUGAGUGCUUAUCCUCUUAAUUUACUACAAUAAAACAAAAGCUAAAUCAUUUUACAAACCUUUCAUAGAAUAUCUCCUUAUAUCAUACUAUAACAUCUAUAGAGAUUGUUGUGCACUGAAUGUUUGGUUUGCAUUUUACCAAGCUAUUGUUUGUAAAAGUUUGCAUCAGAGCUGGUCUCGAGUCGAGUCUGAAUCAUUUCGUAAUAGUACCAAGUCAACUUGUUUUUGCCAUUUCUUCGGUUUCUGUUUAUGUUUAAAGAACGUGAACAAGAAGUAUUUUAUUACACAAAAUCUAGUUCCUAAUUUUUAUGCAACAAACCCAAAGUAGGCUAUCCAUAAAAUAAAAUGGCACAAUCACUCUCGACUUAUCAACAGAAUAACAAAAGUAAAAUCAGCUGAUCUAUAUUAUCCUAACUCCCUUUUCAAUCACCGAUUAUUUAUUAUAAUUGAGACCAAAUGCCUUAUCGUACUUUAAAAAGUAUUAAAAUAGAUAUAUUAGUUUUCAAUAUUCAAUUACCAAGGGCAAUAUAAUAAAGAGUGGUCCAAAAGUUUCGACCCCUCUCAGUAAAUCGAUGAUAUUUAUAACAAAUCUAUAUGAAGUUAUUAAUCAAAUUAUGUCAUUUGGUAGAGGGAGACUAGAGCUAUCAUCUGAAAAAAACCAGUUCGAAAUACAUAAAUCUAUUACAAUCUUAUGUUCAUUUUACUUAUCAUAAGUGAAAAUUUUUAAGUUACUUUUUUUUGACAAAAGCAAAACACCUUCAAUGUUUGAGCCAUGAAAGUCGAAUCAAAUAUUAUUUUUUACAUGUUUUUAAUAGAUAUUUUUAUACAGUUUGAUAGAGUUAAACAAGAUCCACAAGAAUAUGAAUAUCAACAAAAGUUCGAAUCCUGUUACCAAUAUAAAACUAGAAAAAAACCACGUAGACUAAUAAAAAUUUGACAUACUACUGUUUUUUUUUCAUAACAAUAGUAGUAGAUUUUUCUUUGUUACCGUAUCUAUUUAGGAUUUUUGUAUCAAGGAAGAUUGAUUGAAAAGUUUUAUCGUAUUCUCGUUGCUGAUGUUUUUUUUUAAACAGAAACAGUUUUUUAUCUCAGAUAUGAUUUAUCUUUUUUAAAUAGCUCUUCUCAUCAAUUGCACUAACUAUAUUUAUUAGGAUACUGUGUAAUUGUAGAAUUUACAAUGGGUUAUAGACAAGACGAACCAAGAAAUACAGUGAAUAAUAGAAGUCAGCUUUUAAAAAAACCAUUGAGAUAACGAAGUUACAAUUUUGAUUGAACUGUAGCUGGUCAAUUCUCACAAAAAAACAUAUCUUAACAUAAGAAAAUUAGAAAUAAUUGAACAUUAUAUAAAUUUCAUUAAUUUUCAUAUAAAAAUUAAUUCAAAAGACAGAACUAGAUUUAUACAAAAAAAGAUUAAAAGAUAAUAUUUUAGAAAUAUUUUUUACAUCUUGAUUGUGAGGUAAUAAAGAAUUUGAUAUAUACUUUAUUCGCCAGCAAGACGUCAGAGUUAUUGACGGUAAAAGAAAGAAAUAAUAAAAAUUGACUAAAGAAUAUUUUAAAACUUUUCUUUUUAUUAAGAUAAGAGAUUUAUCAAGAAAAAUCCUGUUCGCUGAGAAGAGAACAACUUUAACAAUAACCACCGAAUUAAGUAUCUACCGAAUUCGAAUUUUCAAAUUCAGAUUCAAGCUUGAAUUCAUCUAGGAAGUUUCGGUUAGGUCUUGUGUACAUUCAUUUUCAGUUAAUUAAUAAAUAGGAGUAGAAGUAAGCUAGAAGAAAAGAUUUCGAUGUUGGCUUUGAUGAGUUCAUACAAACUUAAACAAAUGCUUAAAAUGUUGAAGAGCUAUAACAUUCGAAGAAUAAAUUAACCAUCUUCAGAAAUAUCUAAAUUCGAACCCCAAUUUCAUAAUCGCACAGGGACUCUAACCCCAAUAUUCAGAUCAAACGAGAACAUGAAUUGUUCGGUUCUAAAUAGCUAACCAAACUUCAAAUUCAGUACAUAUCUAAAAAUGGUUAAUAAAAACUCGCAAGUCUAUUAAAAAUGAUCGUAAUGAACAGCAAAGAUUUAGCCGUCAAAAAAGAAAGGAGGAGUGUUCGAUCAAUCUGUAAAAAAUGGUUACAACCUAUUGUUCGUAACGUUUUUCAUAGAAAUAGGUGAUAAAAUAAUGAUUUUCUGUUUCUUUCUUAUAUAUUGUUUGUCUUUUAACUUAUUUAUUCAUUUGUCGUAUUUAUGCUCCUACUGAGGCUUAACAAUACUGUAACAUGCAUAACUGUGUCUCACUUCACACGAACUAGACUGUACAAUCGUGACGUGUCCCAUAUGAAUUUGAACCUGAUUAGCUUCGUAUAGUACUUAUUUGUAUUUGGUUCACGAAAAAGCUUUUGAUCCUUUUAUAAAAUCUUCAGACUAGAAAACUUAACAAUGUAAGAUCGAAAUUAUUUUGCUGAUAUCUCAAUAUUAUAAUCAAUGUUAACUUUUUAAAAAUUUUCAAACCGUAAUCAUUAUUUAUAUAGAUUAAAACUCAUUAUCAUAAAAAUCCUUUUCUAGAUUUUUAUUCUAUUUCAAUCAAAUUUUACAAUGAAAUUAUCUAUGAAUUUGAUUUCGAAAAUCUAAUGGCAUUUAUCUUCUUAUUAGUUUAACAUAUAAAUGUUAUAGAAAAUCAGUUCAAACUAGACAAAAUGAAAAGAACAAUGAUGAUUCGAAGAUUCGAACCGAAAAUUAUGAGAAUCAGUUCAAAGGUAAAAAAGCUUUUCACUGGACAAAAUAUACUAAGAGAAUAGGAUUGCAUGAGUCGAGUUUUGUCAUGAAAUGAUUUUGUGACUUCAUUCCGUAUCAUGAAUCAUGUUUAUUCUAUUUUAUCUUCAUUCUAAUUAUCGUUAUUAUCGAACAAAAUACCAACGGAUUGAAUUAAAUACGUAUAUAGACAAAAUAUUAUUUAGAAAAGGCAAAAAUAAAAGAUGAAUCAAAUAUUGAUAAAGAUGCAGACAAAUUUGGACAUAAUUACAAUCAAUACCUGUUUUCUAUUUUAAAUCAAUAUAUAUUAUAUAGAAUCGAAAAUAAAACAAACAAUCAAUUAUUUUUUUGUUGAUAACUAUACUGUAUUCAUUUGUCUUCAUUUUCGCUAUAUAGAUAUGCUCUCGUCAACACACCAAAAAAAAGAGAAUAAUGAUCUUUUCCUCUUAUAUAAAACCGACGUUCGCUUCAUAUUUCCCUGCAUUAAUAGAAUAUUAAUCUAUUUUCAUCGAAUUUAUUCGAUUGAUGUGAGAAAGAAAGAUAAUUGCUUCUUUUUUCUCUAAAGUAUAUUGACAGACAACUACAACAGCACCUGAAUACUAUACGAUAAUAUAUACUCGGGGAUGAUCUCUAUGUAUUUUCUUCUAUUUUGUUAACGUAUUAUUUUAAUUGAUAGUCUUGAAAUAAACAAAUUACUGGUCGCUUGUAUGAUUUUUACUUCAGUGUGUUUCUUUUUAAUUCUAAUCGAAAUUGAUCAUUAUUUCACCAAAGUACUAAAGUUUGUUUUACUUUCUUUACAAAAUAAAAGAAAAUACAUAGAGAUCAUCCCCG